GCUACACGGAGGUCCGCGGGGCGAGGAGCGAAGGAGCGCGGCGGAAAAGGCGCUGCGGGACCCGGUUCAUGGCUCAGUCUGCUAAUGGCGUGGACCACGAACCAGCCAGCAAGAGGCUUCACUCCAGGGUGGAGGCCUCCUGUAUGGACCUGGCUCUGGAGGGAGAGAGGCUCUGCAAGGCCGGCGACUUCAAGGGGGGCGCCGCCUUCUUUGAGGCAGCCGUCCAGGUGGGCACCGAAGACCUGAAGACGCUCAGUGCCAUCUACAGCCAGCUGGGCAAUGCCUACUUCUACCUGAAGGAAUAUGGCAAGGCGUUGGAGUACCACCGACAUGACCUCACUCUAGCCAGAACGAUAGGGGACAAGAUCGGGGAAGGCAAAGCCAGUGGAAACCUAGGGAACACUCUCAAGGUCCUGGGGCGCUACGACGAAGCAGUGGUGUGCUGCCAGCGGCACCUGGACAUCUCCAGAGAACAAGGGGAUAAGGUAGGAGAGGCGAGGGCACUGUACAACAUCGGCAACGUGUACCACGCCAAGGGCAAGCAGCAGUCUUGGGGCUGCAGCCAGGACCCGGGGGACCUACCUCCUGAGGUCAGGGAGACGCUGGAGAAGGCCACCAUGUUCUACGAAAUGAACCUGUCCCUGGUGAAGGAGCUCGGCGACCGGGCCGCCCAGGGGAGGGCGUUCGGAAAUCUGGGGAACACCCACUACCUGCUGGGAAAUUUUGUGGAAGCCAUCAAGUUCCACCGAGAGCGAUUGUCCAUCGCCAAAGAGUUCGGCGAUCGGGCAGCGGAGCGUAGGGCUUACAGCAACCUGGGCAAUGCCCUCAUCUUCCUGGGACAGUUUGAUGCUGCCACCGAGUAUUACAGGAAGACGCUGCAGCUCUCGUACCAGCUGAAGGACCAGGUGAUGGAGGCGCAGGCCUGCUACAGCCUGGGUAACACCUACACGCUGCUGCAGCAGUACGAGCGCGCUGUCGACUACCACCUCAAACACCUCAUCAUCGCCCAGGAGCUCGCCGACAGGGUUGGGGAAGGCCGUGCGUGCUGGAGCCUGGUCAACGCUUACAUGGCCCUGGGGAAGCACCGGCAGGCUCUGCCGUACGCCCGCAAGCACCUCGAGAUCUCCAUAGAGAUUGGGGACCGCGAGGGAGAGCUCACUGCCCAGAUGAACGUGGAACAGCUGAUGGAGACUGUGGGCAUGGAGGAGGGAGAUCUUUCAUCCUGCGGGUCAGAGUUUGAGAUUCAAGGAGCGCGACCAAAGUUUGGCAAAACCAGCAGCACGGACAGCGUAGACCUGUGGAAAUGCUCUUCAGAGAAGGGACAGAACGGAAACGGUCAACAUCUGGACGACCCGUCCAGAAGGGGCAGGAACCAUGUGACCGGACCCUCCAGGAGGAGGGGUUUCGCUGACAGCCCGUCGCUCGAUGAGCGGCAGUGGGUGGACGGGAGGAACUCUCCGGUGGAUGCUCAAGACAUUGCUGUGCAGCUGCCUGCUCCCAAACUGGGCCGAGACCCGUCCGACGAGGACUGCUUCUUCGACCUCCUCAGCAAGUUCCAGAGCAGCCGCAUGGAUGACCAGAGGUGCUGCCUCGACGAGCCCCAGAACGGGGAGCGGGGCGGCGUCCCCGCACCCUCCGUGAACGACGGCGUAGACAGUUCCCUCAUGACCUCGCCGCAGACGGAGGAGCUCUUUGACCUAAUCGCCAGCUCCCAGAGCCGACGUCUCGAUGACCAGAGGGUCAGCGUCGGCAACCUGCCAGGCCUCAGGAUCACCCACAACAACCUGAACAACCUGGGCCACCUGUGUGGUGACGGUGACCCGCAGGAGCCUUCGGACGACUUCUUUAACAUGCUUAUCAAGUGCCAGUCCUCCAGGAUAAAUGACCAGCGGUGCUCCCCUCCCGACCCAGGCUCCCAUGCACCCACGGUACCAGAUGAGGACUUUUUCAGCCUGAUCCAAAGGGUGCAGGCCAAGCGCAUGGACGAGCAGCGGGUUCACCUGCCCUCGGACGAGCAGGGCGAGGCCGAACCCGAGCCGAGGGCCUCCAGCUAGAACUCGGCUCUUCCCAGGUUCCGUAGCAGCCCUGGGACCUGUUAACACCGCAACACCUUUGUGAUUGGUUCUGUGUCCAUGUACUGUGCUGGAGUGGGUGAUUGAGCAAGAGUGGGAGUGGGUGUGUGCGAGAGUGAGCGCAAUUCUUACAAGUGGCUAACAAGGAGUCUUGGUUCAAACCAUAAGUUGGGAAGUUUCGCGUUCACGUCACUCGGUACUAGUCACGCCGGAUACCUCUUCUGAUACAGAAAGAAAAGCAUCACCCUAAAGGUAUCAAAAUCAGGGAAAGCUUAAAACAUUCCUCACAGCCUCCGAGUGCGAGACACACUUAACUCGCCCUGUUUGCCUUAUUUUUUCAUACCAUUCCUUGGGUUCAUAUUUGGUUGUAAGUGCUCUUUUGUGGACUGCAUUACUGAAUAUGAAAGCUUGCUUGUAAGAUUCAGGUGCUCUGGUUGAUCGUAUUAUUCAGCAGGCAGCGGUGAACUCUGGGUUAGGGGAUUGGUUUUACUGCAUUUUCCAGCUCUUUGUCCCGCUCGGCGCUUCUCCCAGCGGGAUUCGGGUCCGUCGCAGCGGCCGCAUUGGCGCGGGGCCCCCCCCCGGUUGUGGAAACAUUUGGAUGUGCUUCGAGUGUUGGCAUACAUUCCCUGCAUAUAUUCAUGCACACGUAAAGCAUGCGGUGUUCUGUUGGAAUCUCCACGGCGGACUUGCAGAAAACAAUCUUAAUUUUUCUAAUUCCUGCUGUGAUUUUGCAGGGAGUGGUUCCUUUUGUAAGCUAGUUGAAAAACAUGCAACAGUUACUGUGAAAUUCUGUAAGUCUCUUCAGAUGUAAAUUCUACAACCGGUUGCCAUUAAAAAUCAUUUUGUUCCGUCAUCCAUAACAAAUGGAGCUACUCUCCCAAUUUUCAUACACGUUACACGCUUGUAAUGUGCGCUUUUUAUGCCAGUUCUGACGAUGGUUCGUAUGGAAAAUUGGACCCAUUUUGAAUGUACAUUUGCAAAAAAAAAUCUGCAGAACUUCGUGUUGGUGUAGAACAAUUGAAUUUGGAAAAAAAAGGUGGAAUUUUAAAAAAAAAAAAAAAAAAAAAAAAAAAAAAAAAAA
Messenger RNA from Scleropages formosus (Asian bonytongue), 3153 nucleotides. Its product is annotated as G-protein-signaling modulator 1-like. Gene Ontology annotation, biological process: establishment of mitotic spindle orientation. Bases 69 to 2054 code for a protein of 661 amino acids. Gene Ontology annotation, cellular component: cell cortex. Lineage: Eukaryota; Metazoa; Chordata; Actinopteri; Osteoglossiformes; Osteoglossidae. Gene Ontology annotation, molecular function: G-protein alpha-subunit binding; GDP-dissociation inhibitor activity. The record is from RefSeq and is a predicted model, not a curated record. The transcript has 14 exons.